AUGGCUAAGAAGUCUCAACAGAAGAAGAAGAAAGGGCGCGGCAGGCAGAAGCAGGUGGACCUUGUACGAAGACAGGUCGGCCUGUUGGUCACAAAGGAGCUAGAGGUAGAGAUAAAUGCCUGUCGGGAGGAGGUGGAGAAGAUAGCGAAGGACUGUAAAAACAGGAAUGCUAAAUUCAGGGACCCUGAUUUCGAUUUAACGAGGGACUGGGAACGUUGCAUUUACGGAAUGAAAGAAACGCUCCGACUGAAACCUUCAGUCCGGCGGGUUACGGAGAUUUUCGACAAGCCCAAGUUCUUCAACGACAAAGGUGCGGCGGAGUCGAGUGCGAUCCAUCAGGGGUGCAUCGGGGAUUGCUACUUCCUGGCGGGACUUGGGACUGUCUGCUGUAUUCCAGGAUUGAUCGAAAAGAUUUGUGUUGCGCGAGAUGAGGAAGUCGGUGUCUAUGGAUUCAUCUUCUUUCAAGAUGAUGGCUGGUGCAGGGUCAUCGUCGAUGAUCUACUACCAAUCCAAAACCCACGGCAUUUUGACUCUUUGGAUGACGGCGAGAGACAGCUUUUCGUCGAGGAUCGGGAUCUGUUUCAUCAUGUCCAAAAGAAUCGGGGAUCGCGCCUGACAUAUGCAAAGUCGGGGUCGGAUGGGGAGACAUGGGUGCCUCUCAUAGAGAAGGCCUACGCUAAAUUGUAUGGUUCGUAUGAGCAUCUGGAUAGAGGGUGGACCACCGAGGCUAUCGAAGAUUUAUCUGGCGGUGUCUCGACGACCUUCUACACACAGGAUAUCCUAGAUAGGGACCGAUUCUGGAAGGAAGAAAUGUCGAAGGCGAACACUGACCGUCUUCUAUCCGCGAGCUUCUUCGGUGACGAGACUCAAGGUCUGAUAUCCGAACACGCCUACUCCAUCCUCAAAGCCAUUGAAUGGAACGGGAAAAGGUUCGUCUUGGUCCGAAACCCCUGGGGUGACUCGGAAUGGGGAGGGCCUUGGUCCGAUGGAUCGAAGGAAUGGGAGCCUCAGUGGCUAGGCGCGCUCAAAGAGCUCGACCACGUCUUUGGGGAUGACGGCAAAUUUGUCAUGGAAUAUGACGAUUUCUUAAAGUACUUCGAACAGGUUGGGAGGACCUUUUUGUUCGACGAGAGCUGGGUGCUCGUAUCGGAAUGGAUGAAGGUGGAUGUCGAAAACGUCCCAGCGCUGCCAUCGUAUGGAAACCUCUCUUACAAAGUCACGAUCCUGGAACCAACAAAAGCAAUCAUCUGCUUGUCCAAGCUGAAUACUCGCGGCUUCAAGACCGCCCCACUCGGACCUCCCCUCGUAUGCCAGUUUGCCAUCGUCAAAGCUGGAGAACGGAAACCGCUGAGGGUAAGUUCUCCAUCGGGUGACUCCCGAGUCACCCUGGAAUUGGAUCUCGAAGCGGCAACCUAUAUGAUCUACGUGAAAACGGAACACGAAUCGACGAUCGACCAUCCAACCGCUGGCCCUUGCAAUCCCAUCAAAACGCAGACAGUAGCAAAAUUGCUGGCGUCGAAGGUCAAGUCCCUUUCGCUCGUAAAAAACUGGGACACUGGACUGAGGUCGAAAUUCGUACCCAAAACAUUGGAAGAGGUGAUCGAAGAAGACCUCGUGGAAACAUCGGUCGAGGAUGAAGACCCCGGCGGCGGUGAGGAUCCAGCACUCCCCCUAUCUCAAGACGUCCCAGAGACGAAGCCUUUGGCCGAGGAGGAUGAAUGCAUUCCGAAGGAAGUAGACUCGGAUGGAGAGAGCGCGGCUACCCAGGUUACUCCUGCUGUACAGGACACACCUGCCAGCGAAACCGGCCCGAAGCCGCCAGUUGACCAUGAGUCCCCACCAGCACCGAUUGUGCCCUCCGUCGAGUUGAAAGGGCUGCACUGGACCGUGAUCAUGUCACUCCUCACAACAGUCCUUCGUGCAGUCGACUACAUUGCAUUGACAUGUCUCUACCUGUUCGGAGCCUCGUCGGAGCCAAUUAAAGACGACGCGGAGGAGGCAGGGCAAGAGUCUAACCCACAACUCGAGAUCGAAGAAUUAACACCUGGCCGGGAACUCGAUCAGCCAGCGACAGUCGACCACCACUUCGAGGAGCUUUGUAGCCCCACUUACCCUCCCCCUUCCAUGCCCAAAAAUUGGGUGGACUUGUAUCACGACGCGGGAAACAGCGUCUUCUUGGGUCUUCGCGUCUAUACUCAGACCAAGGAGCCUUGCACGAUCGUCGGGCGGGUCAGAUCCUCAAGUGAAUAG
This is a messenger RNA of Coprinopsis cinerea okayama7#130, 2250 nucleotides long. RefSeq lists its product as hypothetical. The record is from RefSeq and is a predicted model, not a curated record. Gene Ontology annotation, biological process: proteolysis. The coding region runs from base 1 to 2250 and encodes 749 amino acids. The transcript is spliced from 12 exons. Gene Ontology annotation, cellular component: cytoplasm. Lineage: Eukaryota; Fungi; Basidiomycota; Agaricomycetes; Agaricales; Psathyrellaceae. Gene Ontology annotation, molecular function: calcium-dependent cysteine-type endopeptidase activity.